CUCUAAAUCUCUCAAUUAACACAUAACCCACCCUCCACCAUCCAUUUUUCCCGUCAUCUUCCACCGCCGUCACACCAUGCUCAGCAAAUUUCUCCGCCCGAUUCUCUCAUCUUGCCGCAGACCUCAUCUCUUUUCAUCACCAUUUCAAUCACUUCUCAACCCCAUUCUUCCAUCCCAUCUCCACCACCGUUUUCUCUGCUCCCUGUCCCCACCUUCAUCCGCUCUUCUUCCUCCUCAAAACUCCGACAACCUCAAUCUCCCUAUCCCAAAAGUUCGAACCCAAACUCCUCUCGAGAAGCAAUUCGAAUCAUGGGUUCAGAAGCUCAAGCCCGGUUUCUCCCCUUCCGACGUCAACGAGGCUCUACAAGCCCAAUCCGACCCCGAUCUCGCCCUCGACCUUUUCCGGUGGACGGCGCAGCAGCGCGGCUACAAACACAACCAUUUAACCUAUCUAACAAUCAUUAAGAUCCUAAUUUACCGCCGGAGAUGCCACCUCGCUGAAACCCUAGUUGAAGAGGUAAUUGCUGGUGCUUGUGAAAUGAGUGUGCCGCUUUACAAUUCCGUGAUUAGGUUCUGCUGUGCCCGGAAAUGUCGGUUUAAUCGAGCUUUUGAUGUGUACAAAAAGAUGUGGAAAUCUGAUGACUGUAAACCCACGCUUGAAACUUAUGCAAUGCUGUUCAAUUCACUGCUUAGGAGGUUCAAUAAGUUGAGUGUUUCUUAUGUUUAUUUACAUUCGGUUCGUUCGUUAACGAAGCAAAUGAAAUCGUCGGGUGUGAUUCCCGAUACUUUUGUGUUGAACAUGAUCAUUAAAGCAUAUUCUAAGUGUCUUGAAGUUGAUGAAGCGAUUCGGGUUUUUCGAGAAAUGGGGUUGUAUGCUUGCCAACCGAAUUCGUAUACUUAUGGCUACAUUGCAAAAGGGUUGUGUGAGAAAGGACGAGUUGAACAAGGGUUGGAAUUUUACAAGGAAAUGAGAGUUAGAGGCUUGAUUCCUAGCAGCAGUACUUAUAUGAUUUUGAUUUGUAGUCUAGCAAUGGAACGCAGAUUUGAGGAAGCUAUUGAGAUUUGUUUUGAUAUGUUGUGUAAUUCCAUGGCACCGGAUUUGCUUACUUACAGAACCUUGUUAGAAGGAUUAUGUCGGGAAGGACGGGAUAGUGAAGCAUUUGAUUUGCUUGAUGAAUUGAGGAAGAGGGAUAAACUGAUGAAUGAGAAAACAUUCAAGACUCUAUUAAAUGGACUGCACACUGUUGGUAGAGAUUAGUUUAUGAGGAUUGUCCUCAGCAUAUUCCAUUGAAUUUCUUUGCUUGGUUCUAUGCAUGUUAACCAUUUAGGAUUAGAUCUUGAGUAAGUCUUCUGAAUACUGGAAUGAAUUUUGUUACUGAACCUUUAAGAUUUCACUAUCUAUUUAGCUUGAUUAGAAGUGAAAUGUUGAAGAGAGGAUUCCAUUAUUCUGACUUCUUGUGGUUCUAGCUCAAAUGGACUACGCGUUAAAUUGACUGGUUAUGGAUGCUUGUAGAACCCUCAAGCUCUAGUAGGUGGAGGUUUGGUAAUGGAAGGCUCACACCCUACACUGCUGCAACUCUUGGGCGUUUGGAUUAUGCGUGCUUUCUUCUGAACUGAAUCAAUCGACAUUCGGAAUCCAAAAGAAGCAAGAAGCCACUGGGAAAGCGUUAUAGGGACAUCAAUUUUGAUUCUGUGCUCUUGUUAUUACGAAGUAUUGGAUUUGAUGUAUGGUGGUGCAUGUACAACCAAAUUCUCACAUUGGAUCUUUGGUGUUUUGCAGCGUCUUUAGAGUAAGGAAGGGCAGGAUCUAAGGUGGAAGUAGAGCGCCUUUUAAUACCAGUGCGAGCACGGUUUGAGGCAGCCGAAGAUGGGUUUCUUCAAGAAAAGAUUUCCUGAACGGGGAGGUAGCUACAGCGUAACCAUUUUAGAUCAUCUUCAAGGAAUAAGGCCUCCAUUGUUAUUGCCUGGUUUUCACCAACCAUCUUAAUAAUGGUAAGAGAGAUUUAGAGAAAGGACCUAAAUCUAGAUGAAAUUUUAAGGAUAAUUAUAACUUAUCUAUAUUAUUAAUUAUAUAAGAUUUUUGAAAUUUGAAUUA
Messenger RNA from Cucumis sativus (cucumber), 2095 nucleotides. Its product is annotated as pentatricopeptide repeat-containing protein At3g25210, mitochondrial. Lineage: Eukaryota; Viridiplantae; Streptophyta; Magnoliopsida; Cucurbitales; Cucurbitaceae. The record is from RefSeq and is a predicted model, not a curated record. The transcript has a single exon. Gene Ontology annotation, molecular function: protein binding. The coding region runs from base 77 to 1258 and encodes 393 amino acids.